AUGUAUAACGUUGGAGACAUUCGCCAAAUGAUGAAUAUGAUUGUUACCAAGACUGGACUGUUUUCUCUUGUGUGGUCCUUAUUCUGUGCCUCAAGUCUCGCAUCACCACCAGAAUCACUUCAACAAGUAAAUCUGCUGUAUCGCCAUGGUGAUCGCAGCCCUGUGUUUGUGUAUCCAACUGAUAUCAACCAGCAAGCAGUUGCCUGGCCAGAUGGACUAGGAUGGUUAACUAAUAUCGGCAAACUGCAACAUUAUAAGCUAGGACAAUAUCUACGGUCACGCUAUGAUGGAUUUCUGAACACAUCUCACUACAAUCAUCAAGAGAUUUCAGUACAGUCAUCGGGAGUUGAAAGGUGUCUCAUGUCUGCAUACUGUAACCUGGCAGGAUUAUUUCCGCCUCAAGGUGAUCAGCUUUGGAAUGAAAACAUUCCCUGGCAGCCUAUCCCAGUGCAGACAAAGCCAAUAGCAGAAGAUAAUAAAUUGGCAGAAGGAGCUUCAUGUCCCAGGUACAACCAGCUGUAUCAAGAAGUGCUGAACUCAUCCGCGGUAAAGAAGGAAGAACAGGAUAACAAGGACUUUUAUAGAAUGGUUGAAGAAAAAACAGGUGUCAAACAAGAGUCCAUUUCUGAUAUCUGGCAGAUUAUUGAUACGCUGGUGUGCGAGCAAGCUCAUAACCUGACCUGGAAUGAUUGGGUAACGCCUGAUGUCUGGAAAAAGUUGGAGUCACUAAAACCUCUUGGCUUUGACAUACAAUAUGCAACACCAGAGAUGAUCAAGUUAAAGGGAGGUCCGCUGCUGAAAGAAAUUAUUGGCAAUAUGGAGGCUAGUAAUCUUUCAGAUACAACAAAACCGAAAUUCUACAUGUACUCAGCUCAUGAUACAACUGUAUCAUCGUUGCUGGGUGCUAUGAAGGUAUUUGACAGCCAGCAGCCAAUAUAUAGAGCUCUGGUGAUUGUGGAACUGCACAGUGUUAACAAUGACACCGAUGUCCGGGUGUUUUAUAAAAAUGACACCGAUAGAGAGGCAUAUGAGCUGACAGUUCCAGGUUGUGGAUCACCUUGUACAUUAGAAAAGUUCAGGGAAGUGACUGCUGAAAAUAUACCAAGUAAUUGGACUGAAGAAUGCAUUGCAAAAAAUAUUCACUCUUCUUUCAAUACUUUGACUCCUGAUCUGUGCCUUGUUCUAUGUUUUGUUCUGGUUUACAGAUCUGUGUCUUGUUUUAUGUUUUGUUCUGGUUUACAGAUCUGUGCCUUGUUCUAUGUUUUGUUCUGGUUUACAGAUCUAUGCCUUGUUUUGUUCUGA
Messenger RNA from Candidula unifasciata, 1302 nucleotides. Lineage: Eukaryota; Metazoa; Mollusca; Gastropoda; Stylommatophora; Geomitridae. The record is from the annotation of a GenBank genome assembly.